UUGUGCUCUCUCCUGACCCGCUGAUGGAGCUCCGUCUGCGGCACUACACUCUGCCUCUGCCCGCGUCUGAGCGCCUCUGAGCCCGGCACAUGGAGCGGACAGCCCGGUCCACCUGCAGAGCUGCGGUGCUGCUGCUGCUGCUCGCCCGCUGCUGCUGCGCGGAGUCCGACCGCAAAGUGUGCCAGGGCAGCAGUAACCAGCUGAACCAGCUUGGGGACCGAGAGAACCACUACGCCAACCUGGUCCGGACGUUCUCCAACUGCACCACAGUCCUUGAAAACCUUGAGAUCACCCACACCCUACCCCACCAUGACCUCAGCUUCCUCGAGUCGAUUGAGGAGGUCGGAGGUUACGUCCUGAUCGCGAUGAACGAGGUGUCCACGAUCCCUCUGCCCCACCUGCGCCUCAUCAGGGGACACUCUCUGUACGAUGGACACUUCUCUCUCUUGGUGCUGUCCAACUACCACUUCAGCACAGAGACACAGACAUACAGUAGCGGAGUGACCAGUCUGCAGCUCAGCAACCUCACAGAAAUCUUGAACGGAGGAGUGAAGAUUACCCACAAUCCUCUGCUGUGUCAUGUGGAGUCCAUCAAAUGGUGGGACAUUCUAGACCAACACACCAACCCUUCCAUGGUCUUCAAGAAUGACUCGCACCCCAAGACCUGUCCUAAAUGUGACGUGAGCUGUGUGAACGGAUCCUGCUGGGGCCCAGGGCCACAGCACUGCCAGAAAUUUACCCGGCUGCUGUGUGCAGACCAGUGCAGUCACCGUUGUCGGGGCCCCACACCAGGAGACUGCUGCCACGAGCACUGUGCUGCAGGCUGCACUGGGCCCCUGGCCUCAGACUGCCUCGCGUGCCGUCUUUUUAACGAUGAAGGCACCUGUCAGGACUCCUGUCCCCGCCCCAUGAUGUAUGACUUCAUCACCGGAGAGGUGGUCCCCAAUCCUAAGGCCAAGUUCACCUUCGGGCCCACCUGUGUCAAAGCCUGCCCACAUAACUAUGUGGUGACUGAUGGAGCGUGUGUGCGGAGCUGCCCCCCAGGCAAACACGAGGUUUUGGAGGAAGGAGUUCACCGCUGCAAGGACUGUGACGGCCCCUGCCCCAAAGCGUGUGAUGGGAUGGGAGUGGGAGCUCUCGUCAAGACACUGGCUGUAAAUUCCACAAACAUUGACUCGUUCAGAAACUGCACCAAGAUAAAUGGAGACAUCUUCAUCCUCCCUGCCACCUUCACCGGUGACCCUCAUUUUAAAAUCCCUCCGAUGGAUCCGUCUAAACUGGAAUACUUCCGGAAUCUCAAAGAGAUCACAGGGUUUCUGGGGAUUAUGAUGUGGCCCAAGGACAUGACGUCUCUGUCUGUGUUUGAGAAUCUGGAGAUCAUCAGAGGACGCACCCUCCACCAGCAACACAGUCUGGUUGUGAUGAAUGCCAGGAACAUUCGCUGGCUUGGGCUCCGCUCUCUGAAGGAGAUCAGUCAUGGUAAAGUCCUACUGCAGCACAACUCCGAGCUGUGCUAUAUCCAAACGGACCAGUGGAUGGCGCUUUUUCGGACCAAAACACAGAGCAUCAGAGUCAACUACAACGCUCCAGAAGAGUACUGCAUGCAGCAGAAUGCCACAUGUGACCCUCAGUGCUCCGAGCACGGCUGCUGGGGCCCGGGACCUUCUCUGUGUGUGUCCUGUCUGCACGUCGAUCGUAGGGGGCGCUGUGUGGAGAGCUGCAAUCUGCUGCAAGGGGAGCCGCGGGAGGUGGAGGUGGACGGCCACUGUUUCGAGUGUCACUCUGAGUGUGAGGUCCAGGACAGCGCCCCCACCUGCUCAGGAUCGGGUGCAGACCAGUGCUUGCACUGUGCUCAUGUCCAGGAUGGGGCUCUUUGUGUGGGGCGGUGUCCUCAGGGCAUCCCCCUUCAGGACAACCAGCUCCUCUGGAAGUACCCUGACUCCCAGCACAAGUGCCAGCCCUGCCACCUCAACUGCACCAAGGGGUGCACCGGUCCAGGGCUGUCCAACUGUAUCGAUGAGUCCCGGCACUCAGUCCUGGCUGCUGCAGUAGUUGGGUCUCUUCUGGUUUUGGUCAUCGUGUCGUUGGUGGUUUUUGUCUUUCUGCGACGACGAAAAAUCACAAGGAAAAGGACAAUGAGGAGGAUCCUACAGGAGAGAGAGCUCGUCGAGCCACUGACCCCUAGUGGCCAAGCACCGAACCAGGCCCUCCUCCGGAUCCUGAAAGAGACCGAGCUUAAGAAAGUCCGUGUCCUGGGAUCUGGGGCCUUUGGAACGGUCUACAAGGGGCUGUGGUUCCCAGAGGGUGAGCAGGUGAAGAUCCGUGUGGCCAUCAAAGUCCUGAGAGAAGCUACAUCUCCCAAAGCCAACCAGGAAAUCCUCGACGAGGCGUAUGUGAUGGCCAGUGUGGAGCACCCUCACGUGGCCCGGCUCCUUGGGGUGGUGUUGGCAUCGUCGGUGCAGCUCGUGACUCAGCUGAUGCCCUUUGGGUGCCUCCUGGAUUAUGUUCGACAGCAUCAGUACCUCAUCGGACCACAGAGACUCCUCAACUGGUGUGUGCAGAUAGCAAAGGGCAUGUCUUACCUGGAGGACAGACACCUGGUGCACAGAGACCUCGCUGCUCGAAAUGUUUUGGUCAAAUCGCCGAAUCACGUUAAAAUCACUGACUUCGGAUUGGCCAAGCUCCUGACGGCCAAUGAGAGCGAGUACCACGCGGAUGGGGGCAAGGUGCCCAUAAAGUGGAUGGCGCUGGAGUCCAUCUUACAGUGGACCUACACCCACCAGAGCGACGUGUGGAGCUACGGGGUGACGGUUUGGGAGCUGAUGACCUUUGGGUCCAAACCAUAUGAUGGGAUCCCAGCAUCUGAGAUCUGCUCCGUGUUAGAGCGAGGAGAGAGACUGCCCCAACCCCCCAUCUGUACGAUAGACGUGUAUAUGAUCAUGGUCAAAUGUUGGAUGAUAGACCCGUCCAGUCGUCCUCAUUUCAGAGAGCUGGUCGGAGAGUUCUCAGAGAUGGCCCGAGAUCCUCAAAGAUACCUUGUCAUACAGGGGGAGUGCCCGAGCCCCAGUGACAGCCGCUUCUUCAGUCGUCUCCUCAGCACAGACGAUGAGGUUGAUGCAGAGGAGUACCUGACGCCCUACCGAGAGGGCGGAACCGGGCUGAUCCACGGUCACACCUGUGUCACCCCAACAAUGAAUGGAGGCCCGAGGAGAAUGAACAGUGGGGUGCUCCGUUACAUCACAGACCCCACUCUGAGAGAAGUGGACCAGGAGGUGCCCGGACACGAGUACAUGAAUCAGUCUAUGGACCAGGCCAACGGAGGCCCCAAAGCUUCUGACGUCUUCAACCCCAACUACGAGGACCUGAGGCUGGGCUGGAGCGGCCCGAGUCUGGCCUGUACUCCGGAGGAACCAGCCGGAGCUCCAGAGUACCUCAACGCCCCACUGAUCGCAGCCCGAGAGCACCCCAAAACAGCCCCAAUGGCCACCAGAGACCACCCCAACACCACUCUGGACAACCCUGAAUACAUGAACCUGGAUGAGAGCCAGGACCAGCCGGACUAUAUAAACCCGGACUACGUCAACUCGGACUAUGUAAAUCCAGACUAUGUGAACCCGGAAAUCAGGACCACCUCCACAGUUACCCACAAUGCACUGUUCCUCCCAGCGGCAGAGAACCUAGAGUACAUGGGGCUCGCUCCGGUUCGCUAGUAAAAAUCCGGGACCACAGACCUGUUUCAGUCCUGGUUUAGUCUAGGGAUUUAGACCCGGUUUGGCUUGCUUUAGAUCCUGUUUGGUCCUGGUUUGGUCCUGGUUUAGACCUAGUUUAGUCCUAGUUUAGAGCUGGUUUGGUCUUCAUUUGGUCCUGGGUUAGACUUGGUUUGAUCCUAGUUUGGUCCUGGUUUGGUCUUGGUUUUCACUCUGUCUCACGUCACAUAUUUUCUGUAGAAACGGGAGGACAUUUUUUAUGAAGAAUAUUUUAAUCCACAUUCGUCCAUUUUGUGUUUUUGUACAAAUUGUUCAGAACUUUAAACCUUUUUUGUGAAUAUAAAACAUUUAAUUUGCAUUUUGUUUUAUUUUUAUCAUUGUAAGUCUUUGAAAAUUUGGGACCACAUUGGUAAAAAUUCUCAGGGAAUAGAAUUGAUCUUUUUAACUUUAUAUUUGAAAACUGGAUCAGGUUUGGUAUUAAUUUAGAUCUAGUUCUGGUUUAGACCUGGUUUAGACCUGGUUUGACCCUAGUUUAGUUAAAGUAGACCUACCCAAAAGUCAAUUUUGCAGAGCUUAACCAUGUUAUAGUUGUUAUAUUUCUCAUUUACCCUCUGAAGUUGUAUUUGGAGUGAUUCAUGCACAUUUGAGUAAUCUUGAAUUGCUUAUUUUCAAAACGCCAUUUUGCCGAUCAACUCCUCUUUUCACCGCCACCAGUACACACCCACUGGGACGUGUGUUCUCCAAUUUUAUUUUCUAUGCGUAAGAUUCAGCAGCGUUGCGACUCACAUAGUCAUUUUGGUACAAAGGUAAAAACUCUGCUGCUCACUAGUGUGAUGUGCAGCAGUUUAUGGAAAAGACCGACAGCAUGCGGCGCUUUGUUGUGAUGAAUAUUGUGAUAAUGUAUUAGAUGAAUAUUGUGAAUCUUGUGAAAAUGACACAAGCAUUUAGUCUAGUUCUGGUAAAGACCUGUCUAGCCCAGUUAUGUCCUGGUUUAGUACCGUUGUAGUCCCUUAUCUAGUUGUGGCUUAGUCCUCCUUUAGUCCUGUUUUAGACAUGGUUUAGUCCAUGUUUACAUUACAAAACAAAAACUAUUUCAGUAUUAAAGCCAACAUUUUUAGAUGUUAAACUCUUAAUCAAAUUUGGCUGCCUGGAUUCUGCCCCCCUCUUGUACAUAAUUGUAAAUAUUUGUACUAAUACUUUGUGGUACUGCACAGUAAAAGUAUUUUGUGAGUAACUUGAACAUUCCUCAGGAGCUAAUGUGGAUCUGAGCCUGGUUUAGUCCUGUUUAUUCUGAAGGCUGCUGUGAGUCUGGUCUGGUUCUGCUUUGGAUCUGGUUUAGUCCUGGUUAAGUUCUGGGUUAGACCUGGUUGGUUUGAACAUAAUUAAGUUAAAUUUAUGGAGGAGAGAGUCAGGUGGCGCAGAGGAUGCACAGGAGAGGGUCGGAUGAAGCAGGGUAUGGAGAGGAGAGGGUCAGAGGAGCAGGGCAGAAGGGCAGAGGAGAGGGUCAGAGGAUGCAGAGGAGAGGGUCAGAGGAUGCAGAGGAGAGGGUCAGAAGAGCAGAGGAGAGGGUCAGAGGAUGUAAAGGUGAGGGUCAGAUGUAGUCCUAAAGGUCAGUCCUGGUUUUGAGACUCACAGCAGCCUCUGCACUGUUGACUGUUGAAUGUUUUGAAUAUUUGUGUAGCAUUGUGUUUGUUCAAAUGUGAAUGUUAUCCUGUUUACAGCCACUGUGUUUCAUUGGACCCUGAACAAGGAUGUGUCAUUUCUAUUGACAAUCGCCCGCUCCUCAAAAUCAUUCUUAAGUCAAAUAAAUGGCUUUAAAUCAUUGUUGGU
Molecule: messenger RNA, 5537 nt
Organism: Periophthalmus magnuspinnatus
Lineage: Eukaryota; Metazoa; Chordata; Actinopteri; Gobiiformes; Gobiidae
Product: melanoma receptor tyrosine-protein kinase-like
Exons: 27
Coding region: 90-3710 (1206 amino acids)
Biological process (GO): negative regulation of apoptotic process; protein phosphorylation; positive regulation of epithelial cell proliferation
Cellular component (GO): signaling receptor complex; basal plasma membrane
Molecular function (GO): ATP binding; epidermal growth factor receptor activity; epidermal growth factor binding
Source: RefSeq, a predicted model, not a curated record